Molecule: messenger RNA, 5441 nt
Organism: Lucilia cuprina (Australian sheep blowfly)
Lineage: Eukaryota; Metazoa; Arthropoda; Insecta; Diptera; Calliphoridae
Product: neurobeachin-like protein 1
Exons: 16
Coding region: 144-5441 (1765 amino acids)
Source: RefSeq, a predicted model, not a curated record
UGUCGGUGUAGGACUCUGGACAGUUGUGUUUUUUCUUGUGCUUAUUGUAAACAAAAUAAAAUACACAUAAAUACCAAUGAAAAAUACAAGAAAUUAAUAAAUUUUUUAUACACCGCAAUAGUUAAUAAGUGUCUUAAUGCAAAAUGGAUAAUAAGAAAGAUAUUUACAAUCUAUGGGUGCAAUAUACAACAAAGAAUGAUGAAUCAUAUUUUCGUGAAUUUAUAGAACGUUUCGUAAGCAUUUGGCAAAGUCAAUUAUCAUUGGAUUUUAACUCGGAACAAUGUCCCUAUUGGCAUGAGGUUAAACCAGAUAGUGGCCCACAUUUGGGUCGUCUACCCGAUGAACUUUUACCGGCAAUUGGUAAAUUUAUUAUAGUCGCCAGUGAUUCGUGCCAAAAUGGUGAAAUUUCAGAGGAGACUAUACGUCAAAUAGCCAUACUCGUAGAUUGUUUGAUUAUUGUUUGCCGGCAUUUUGAUAAUAUUUUGGCCAUAAUUAAAUAUGAAUAUAAAUCAAAUUUAAUUGCUAUUCUAACAAAUGUAUUUCAACAGUGUAUUGAACAAAAAACGGCAUCAACUGAGGUUUCACAUCUUUUUCGCAGUUUUGCACAAUUCUUAGAAGUUAUGUAUGAUCCCUACUUGACAUGGCGUAGUUUUUUACGCAACAAUUUUGCCGAUUAUAAAAAGUUACCCUAUAAACCGCACAGCGUUCAUGUGGAAAUAAUACCAUUUAUUUAUGAUUGUUUUCAACACAAUGAUAUAACCAAAUAUCCCGAUAUAGGUGAAUCAUUAAUACACACUUUAGGAGCAAUAAUAUGUGGUUCCCAGAAAACUUUAGCUGCAAUUAAUUUAAAAAAUCUUAAAAAUACUGGUGAUGGUGUACAUACAUGUGAUAAUUUGCGUAAUGGCAUGAGAGCUAUUUGCCCAGCUACUGUUUCGGUUUUAAUAAAAAUUUUAUCACAAUGGGAAACUAACAAUAAUUUACGUAUUGUUACCUUAAGAUGUUGUGCUUUAAUGAUAAUCGUUUUACAAAAAUCUAGUCCAGAAGAACGCCAAAUAGAUCUAGUUACACUUAUAAAACUUUACUGUGAUGUUUUGGAUGAAUUGCUUAAAACAGACAUUUUUCAACGCCCUACUGUUGAUACAUUUGAUAUUGGCUCCGAUGACAAUGAUCCUAAUUAUGAUCAGACUAUAGAUGUUAAUGCUUUUGACUCAUCUGUUGAUAAUAUUAGUGUAUUUCUAGCAGAUGUACAAUCUUCUUCAUAUAUAUGUGAAGCUAUUGAGGAAACCAAUUUGGUGGAUAUAUUAAUUUCAAUACCGAAAUAUGUUAAAUGUUGGAAUUUAAAUUAUGCUCAACUUUUGAUGAAAGUUCUUAAAGCUUUAGCAUCCAUAACACGCAAUUCGCUAAGAAUUACCGAACAUAUACGUUAUUACGAUAAAGUGGGUAAACUAUUUAUGGGUCUAAUGGAGGUGGGUUUACCUUCUGUUGGACUGUUAGAGGCAGCCAUAGAAUUGGCUUAUAAUGCAGAGAUGGGUUUAAUUGUAUUACCCGAAGUCUUGACAAAACUUAUUGAAUGGUUGCCCGAGAUGGAUGUUAGAGAACAGACAUAUUUAAGUGAGAAAAUUUUAAAAGCCUGUACUGACAAUUAUGGAACUAAAUCCAUUGCUUGUGAAAGUCGUAUUAUUAAGUCUAUAUGUUUAUGUUUACAUCGUUAUGAAAAACUCUCCGAUCAAUGUAUACAAAAUUACAUUAAACUUAUUGAAGAACUUAGUAAAUUAAGUAUAAUACCCAUAGAAUUGAAAAGUAUUUUUAGCCUAUUAAGAAAAGAAAGUAAAUUUCCACAUUCAAAACAACUAUUACAGACCCUUGUUAGUGUUUCUUUACAAUCCUUGACUAGCACAAAUUUGUGUUCGCAAUAUUUUAAUUUCUGUGAGCCCGGCGAUGGUAUAGUAGUAACCGAUAUUAAAAACUGGUCUAUGUCAGGAGCUUAUGGUUUUAUUUUUCAUAUACUUUUACGUUUGGAUAAGCCCUCAGAUGGUAAAUCUAAAGCUGAUAACCAAGGAGAACAGGAACAAAGACCCAAUUGCAGGAGAAUGCUAUUGAAUUUACGCACUGGCAGUAAUACUGGUUUCGAGAUAUUCAUACAAAAUAAUGGCAAUAUAGUGGUGGCAGCUUUAACUAAACGAGAAUAUUUAACCUCCUCGGUAGCCUCUACUACAUUAAUGGAUGGUCAAUGGCAUUAUGUUACGGUGGCAAUAACACCACCCAAAAGACCUUUUUCUUAUAGUCAAAUUAAUGUCUAUAUAGAUUUUAUGCAAAAAAUAAGUGCCACUUUAAAAGUUCAGGCCAUAAAUGAGCCCUUUAUAUAUUGUUCUGUGGGUUCAGCUUUGCAGGAAAUAAAACCAACUGGUACAGCAACUGGUAGCCAUAGCAAUACCUCUGUAAUACCUAGAUCUUCAUCACAAGAUACUAAUCAAUCUUAUAAAGGCAUGUUGCCAAGUUUACUGGAAAGAACUUUAUCCACAAAUGUAUCCAACUAUUUCACUCUACCACUAAGGACUCAGUCUACUUCUUUUGAUCCCAAUGUUAAAAAUUUCCCUGUUGGUAUGCAGGAGACGGUAUUUGGUGAACAAAAAUGUCUUUAUGGACAAAUCGGUGGCGUAUUAUUGGCUGAACCUACUACUAGUCUUAAAACUAUAUUCGAUGCUGGCAUACAUUUCAGUUCUAUAUUCUCACAAGAUAAUGAUAUUUUGGAAUUAACAUCUAGAUUUGUUUUCUGCUACUCCCCUGCUGCCUAUACGCAUAAUACCUGUUUGGAUUUAAUACCCAGCGGACGUUAUAUGGGUCUAGUGCAGGCUCAACAUUGUCAUAUAGUAAAAAUACGUGAUACCAUUAAUAGUGUAGGUGGUAUACAAGCUAUAUUACCCAUAUUACAUCGUAUAAUUAAAGAGAAUAAUAGUGAAUUCUCUCUAGCCGCUGUAGCGGCAGAUUCUGCGGAAGAAUCUACAGAACCUUUAAAAACUCCCAUAACCGAGGAAUUUGCCGAUUGGGAAGUUUUAUCCUCAAACUCAUAUACCGAAUGGAAAAUGAUACAAUUUCCUAUAGCAAGUUUUAUGUGUUUCUUACGUUACUUAACCCAUGAACAUGAUAAUAAUCAGGAAAAUUUACUCAACAGUGAGUGUCUCUCCAUCAUAGGCAUGAUGUUGCAAAAAUGUCCUGCUAAAAUUUUUGAUGUUAAUGCCUUAAUGGCCACUCAUUUGUUUAUGGAAUCUGUACAGGGUCAUAAAUCCUCUACGGGACAAUCUAAUCUACCGCUACUAGAUGAUCUUUACACAUCAAUAGCUUUUAAUUUUGAUAUAUGGGUACAUAUGCCAUUUCAAAUAACUCUGGGUCAUGUUCAGUAUUUGGGUGCAAUGAUUAAAAAUGAUCGUAAAUAUUUUCGCAAAAAGUUUGGCAUACAAUUUUUUCUCGAUGUUAUACGUCAACACUAUGGUACACCGGAGAGUAUAACACCCGAAGAUGCCAAAACUAUACGUUCCACCAUAUUUGCCAUAAUACGUUUCUAUUUGCAAAAGGAUGUUAAUAUUAAGGAAAUUGGUUCGAUUAUAGCAUUUUUGGCUUCAGUUAAACAGGAACAUGUUUUGAUUGAAUUUUUGGAUAUGAUGACCAUGCAUAUAAAGGGGAAAAAUUGUCGUGAUCAAUUGAUAUUAUUGUUGCAUGAGCCUCAGACGGCGAAUUUGAUUUAUAACUAUUUUAUGGAUAAGAACAAUAGUUGUGAGCUGCAAGAGGCUGCUAUAAGGUUCAUUAGCAGCCUUCUGUCCACUUCACGCGUUCAAGCUAAAUAUAAACAAAUCAUGCGUUUACAUGAUGCCACCACCGAUGCAUCUCUAUUUCCAGGACUCUUCUCCUACACCAUACCCAUGCAAUUGAGUUCCACCAUAAUCUUUCACAUGCUCGAUGAAAUGCUAAAUACCGAAGUAGACUAUUGUGGUUUAUUAUUCUUAGUACAUCAUGUUAGCUCCUGUGAGUUGCCUGUUAAACUAGAGGUGGCCAAACGUUUAUUACAAUGUACGUUUACAAAACAUAACUCUCCACAAGCUAUAGCCAAACAACCGGGUUGGCAAGAGUCUAUUGCUCGGCUACUCAUACGUCGACCCAUUGAAAAUGUUAAACCCGAUGAGGAAAAACGCAAAAGUUUUGGUAUAAAUUUAGAUGUUUUACUAGAAGAUGAAAAUAAAUUUGAUAGUCAAGGAGAUCUUAUCAAUUUCUGCGAACAACAAAUGGAAAUUGAUCAUCCUGAACAUAGUGAUGGUGGUUUAAUACUAAAUGAAAUACAUGCAAGUGUUUCGGAAGCUGCCAAUGUUUUGGAAUCGGAAUUUAAAGAGUUAGCAGAAUCUGUUUCGGGUGUAGUUGUGGAAAAUGUUUCGUCUGUCUUUUCUGUAAUACGACAAACAACUCAUGAUUUACAAGAUACGUUUGAGUCAUUGACACUCGGCUCUUCAACAGAAAAUAUCGAUACUAGUUCUCUAAAAGAACGUGCUGAUUCUAUAAGUUCAGAAAGUUCAACACCUUCACCUAGAGGUGUUGCCAAAAAAGCCGAUUCUAUUGAAAGUAAUUUAGAAUUUUCCUCAGAAGCUGAUGUAGACAGUGAGGAACAAUUGGUGUAUUUGGUAUCGAAUAUUUUGUUCACUGUCUUUUGGCGUGGAGUGCCUAAUGAUCAUCCCGAAUGCUGGAAGGAAAGGGGACAAGUGUUGGGCUGCAUUAAUCUGUUGGCUUUGAAUAAUGAAUUAAUGGCUUCCCAUUUGUCCUUAAGAUUGCGCAUUUUGGAAAUGGCUGUCCAGGCUUCAUUAUUCGAUUUGGCAGAGCAUGGCAAUCAAACUUUGAUUAAUCAAGAGAAUGCUUCUCACAUUUUACGCAUGAUUUAUGACCUUGUCGUCUUGGGUUCCAAUGAAGAUGAUACUAAAAAAUGUUCUACCAAGUUAUUGGAUGGCGUCUUAGCUUUACUUGAUGCAUUAAUGAUAUUCCAAUCAGACUCUUCAGAUGAUUGGUCUGAUAUGAUACGCUUAUGUUUGGGUUUACUGCUAAAAUGUUCGCAUCAUCCCAAUCCUGGUGUGGUGGCAAUGGCAACAGCAAAACUUCAUGCCAUAUUACAGAGUCGCACCACUGAAAAUCCCAGUGAAUUGGCUUAUCUACUAUUUUCCAUAAAUAAAGCUUUGGAUAAUGCUAUUGAAGUGGGAAAUCCUGAAGAAUAUUCAUUCCUCAUGCCGGUCAUGAAAGCCUUAAUAGAAAAAUGUCGCAAUGCUUUUAAUUUAGAAUCUGUUUUGCCUGAUUUACCGCCCACAUCUUCGGGUCCGGUAUUCUUUAAUGAUUUCCAAAUGUAUAGUACGAGCAAGAAGUGGAAAAAUUUUAUGGAAAGAAUUGUAAGUACAACUGGAAAAAUAUAA